AUGCUUGUGUCCAGCUGCCUAAGUUGGUCCUUCAACAUGAUGAUUCUGGCCAAGGUAGUAGUGUCAUACCCGGCGAAACUGUCCCUCACAGCUCUCAUUUGCAUCAUGAAGACGAUUGGGUCUAUUGUCACAGCUGUGAUAUGGGAGAGAAACACUCCCAGAGCCUGGAAAAUCUGUCCUGGUGUAGCAAUGUUGGCAUCGCUAUAUGGGGGAUGCUUCUCAGCAAUGACUGUUUACCUCGGUGGUUGGAUUAUAAAGAAGAAGGGACCUGGUUUCGUGAGCGUUUUCAAACCUGUGAAUUUGAUUCCCACACGAGCUAAUCUACUCUAG
This is a messenger RNA of Microthlaspi erraticum, 330 nucleotides long. The record is from the annotation of a GenBank genome assembly. NCBI's taxonomy places the organism in Eukaryota, Viridiplantae, Streptophyta, Magnoliopsida, Brassicales, Brassicaceae.